This is a messenger RNA of Hermetia illucens (black soldier fly), 309 nucleotides long. RefSeq names its product pharyngeal muscle protein 2-like. Gene Ontology annotation, biological process: poly(A)+ mRNA export from nucleus. The transcript has a single exon. Gene Ontology annotation, cellular component: nucleus. NCBI's taxonomy places the organism in Eukaryota, Metazoa, Arthropoda, Insecta, Diptera, Stratiomyidae. Bases 40 to 309 code for a protein of 89 amino acids. The record is from RefSeq and is a predicted model, not a curated record.
UGUGUGAAAAAAAAAACAGAGCAGUGUAAAUAGUCGGAAAUGCCGCGAGAUAUUUAUUCGCUUAAGGUGAGUGAGCUAAAGGCUGAGCUCGCGAAACGAGGAUUGCCGACGCGAGGUAAUAAAGCCAGCCUUUUAGCGGAAUUAAUAGAAGCCCUCACGAACGAAGGAUUCGACCCGGAUACCUACGAAUUCCCGGAAGCGAAAGAAUUAUCGGAUGACUCGGAAACUGAACAAUCCCCCGAGCAGGCACCAACCAAAACCGACAAAAUAAUGGAAAUGCUGUCAGCUAUGACAUCGACGAUGAAUUAA